AGAGGCGGAGCUGCAACUUAGUUUGUAACUAACUCCUUUCAACUUCCAGCUGAGAAAAGAGACACUCGCUCCUGCUGGAAUAUUAAACGGACCUUUUAGUUUCACGGGGAAGAAGAAACAGGAGGAGACGAAGACAGUGGGAUUCAGACGGUGUUGGUGAUAAACAACAAAAAGACAGAUGCUCGUUCUGUUACAUUGAGAGGAGAGCGACCUGCAAACAAGGGACGCUAGGUUUGAGAUUUUUCCAUGCGGAACGACUUGGGAGAAAGGGAGCCAACAAGGUCCUGGGAUUCCCACAGUACCUGCCACGUCAUGCCAUGUUAUGCCAUGUUCUUAUCAGGGGUUUUGCUGUGAGAAGGGCAGAUGUGUUGACGUUGUUCAGAGAGACCAACACUGUGUAAUGUGGAUCUGCUUGAGACGACAGGACAACUGGACAUAACCUGGGAGAGAAGACCUGUACAGGUGUGAAUUUGUAACCCCAGGCAUCAUGGGAGCACAGGAAUGGCAUAUUGCGAGACCCCGACUGUGAGACCCUUCAAAAGAGAUGCUGCAGCCGAUAGUCUGGGAUUGAACGCUGUCAUUGGAGCCACUUGUGUGUGUUAGCUUGCGUUCGUGUUCCUGUUCACCCCUGAAGGAAGCCUGGCAGCUCAUGCUGCCAAUAGGCUGUGAGGACUGGGGUCUCGAGAGGGGGUGGCUGAGCUCUGAUGGCAGACAUGGUCUUCAGCUGCUGAGACCUGCAACAACUUGGAAACAUGACCAGCUUGAAACGUUCGCAGACUGAGCGUACCGUGGGGGGCGCAGUCCCGGCUGGGGACGAUUUCUACACCCGCCGCCUGCGUCUGCCCAAUGGAGGGGCCCCCCCUCCCCGCAGCGAGAGCACCCACCUCUCGGGCUGCACCCCAGGGGUGCCUAAAAUGGGGGUGCGGGCUCGGGUGGCUGACUGGCCCCCUCGGAAAGACGGAGGAGGGAGUAUCUGGCAUAUUAGUCUGGAGCCUGAAGUAACAACGAGCACCAGCUGCAGCAGCAGCAACAACAGCAGCAACUUGAAAAUGGGCCACCGGAGCCCCCAGGACUCCUCCAUGCUGAGAAGUAUCCAUAACACCCUGAAGAGCAAAACUGGCAGCAACACUAGCAGCGUGGACGGGCGCUUCCUCUCCCCCGACUGCUAUCCCGGCUCCCCUCGCAGAGCCAUGAGGCGCAUCCGACAGCGCAGCAACUCCGACAUCACCAUCAGCGAGCUGGACGGCGGUGGCAGCGGAGAUGGGGAUGAGGAGAGGGGGACCCCUAGUAGUAAAUGGUCCCCACUGCAUCGGGAGUACGGCAGCACGUCCUCCAUAGACAAGCACGGUGCUUCCGGGGAAAGCUUUUUUGACAUGCUGAAGGGCUACCAAGGAGACAAGCCGGACCAGCGGAGCCAGCCGCCAGAGAAACUUGGGGAGCUGCUGGCUGGCGGGCAGAAGAUGAUGAGUGGAUUUGACACCCCAGAUGGCCCCUUGAGCUCCGGGGCUCAGCGUGGGAGCCCCUCAGGCCGGCUGAAGGAGCGGGAGAAGCACCUGAAGAGACGCUCCAAAUCGGAGACUGGGGGCGACUCCAUCUUCCGCAAGCUGCGCAGCGUUCGGGGCGAAGGGGACCAGCCGGGCUCCAGAGCAGGUUCGGAUCUGGAGGAUGGCGGACGCUCGGAGGACACCCAACACAAGCCUUGGAGCUGCCAGAAAGGGUUUGCCCACUUCGACAUACAGAGCAUCCUGUUUGACCUGAAUGAGGCAACACUCAGCCGGCAGAGUGCCAUCAGGAGGCGGAAUACCACCACGGGAGCCUCUGCUGCAGCUGCUGCCUCCUCCUCUUCCUCCUCUUUUUCCCUCUCCUCCCCUCAGACCGGAGCUUACGGCUCUCCAUCGGGCAGCCAGGAUGACCUAACUUCCAAGGAGAACUUGGGCCUGGACCCUGGUGACGACAAGAGCAACGACCUGGUGCUGAGCUGCCCCUGCUUCCGCAAUGAGAUUGGGGGCGAGGGGGAGAGGAAGAUCAGCAUGUCCAAGCUGGGCACCAUCGGAGGUGGGGGAGGCAGCGGGGAGGGCGGCCCCUUCGAGUCCUCGCUCGGCUCGCACUGCACAAAUGCCGGUGUGGCCGUGCUGGAGGUGCCCAGGGAAAGCCAGGCCCAGCACAACGAGCGGAUCAAGAGAUGCAUCCUGGAGCACGUGGACCUGGGCUGCUACUACUAUCGGAAAUACUUCUACCUGAGAGAGCACUGGAACUAUUUUGGGGUGGAUGAGAAUCUGGGCCCGGUGGCUGUGAGUCUUCGCAGAGAGAAGCUGGAGGACAGCAAGGAACACGGGCAGCAGUACAACUACCGGGUCACCUUCCGUACCAGCGAGCUGACGACGCUGCGGGGCUCCAUCCUGGAGGACGCGGUACCCUCCACCUCGAAGCACGGCACUGCCCGCGGGCUGCCCCUGAAGGAGGUGCUGGAGUAUCUCAUCCCUGAACUCAACACACACUGCCUGCGCCUGGCCCUCAACACUCCCAAGGUCACUGAGCAGCUCAUGAAGCUUGACGAGCAGGGGCUCAGCUUCCAGUUAAAGGUGGGCGUGAUGUACUGUAAAGCAGGGCAGAGUAGUGAGGAGGAGAUGUACAACAAUGAGUCAGCCGGACCUGCCUUUGAAGAGUUCUUGAUGCUGCUUGGGGAUCGCAUUCGACUGAAGGGCUUCAGCAAAUACCGGGCACAGCUCGACACCAAGACGGACUCUACUGGAACUCACUCUUUAUACACCGUGUACAAGGACUACGAGAUCAUGUUCCAUGUGUCGACCAUGCUGCCCUACACUCCAAACAACAAGCAGCAGUUGUUGAGGAAGCGGCACAUCGGGAACGACAUUGUGACCAUCGUGUUCCAGGAGCCCGGGGCCCAACCCUUCAGCCCCAAGAAUAUCCGCUCGCACUUCCAGCAUGUCUUUGUGGUGGUGCGGGUGCACGAGCCCUGCUCCGACAACACCUGCUACAGCGUCGCUGUAGCCCGUUCCAAAGAUGUCCCCUCCUUCGGUCCCCCAAUCCCCAAGGGGGUGACGUUCCCCAAGUCCACGGUGUUCCGGGACUUCCUGCUGGCCAAGGUCAUCAACGCGGAGAACGCAGCACACAAGUCGGACAAGUUCCGCGCCAUGGCCACGCGCACGAGACAGGAGUACCUGCGGGACCUGGCAGAGCGCCACGUCACCAGCACCCCCAUCGACCCCUCAGGCAAGUUCCCGUUCAUCUCCCUGGCCUCCAAGCGCAAGGAGAAGAGCCGGCCCUACAGCGGCGCAGAGCUGCGCAGCCUGGGCGGCAUCACCUGGCACGUUCUGGCCGAGGACUACAGCAGCGGAGGGUCGGAGGUGGAGGGGCUGCUCGUCAUCUCCAACGAGUACCUGGUGAUCAUCGACCGCGAGGCCAAGAGCACAGUGUUCAACUGCUUGGUGCGCGACGUCAUCGGCUGGACCCACAGCAGCCCCACCACACUCAAGUUGUUUUACGAGCGCGGGGAGUGCCUGUCCUUUCACACCGUCGCAAACAACUACGAAGACUUCCGUGAGGUUGUCAAGCGCCUGGAAUUUCUGACGAAGGGCUGCAAUACGAACGAGAUGACGCUGCGGCGAAACGGCCUGGGCCAACUGGGCUUCCAUGUGAACUACGAGGGCAUCGUGGCCGAGGUGGAGCCCUACGGGUACGCGUGGCAGGCGGGGCUGCGGCAGGGCAGCCGGCUGGUGGAGAUCUGCAAGGUGGCCGUGGCCACGCUCUCCCACGAGCAGAUGAUCGACCUGCUGAGGACCUCUGUGACCGUCAAGGUGGUCAUCAUCCCCCCGCACGAGGACUCCACGCCACGCAGGGGCUGCUCGGAGAUGUAUCGGAUGCCCGUGGCCGAGUACAAGACCAACAAUGAGGGGGCGCCUUAUGAGUACAAGCUCCCCUUCCGCAACCAGAGCAAGUGGCAGCGCACAGCCUCCAGCCCCCAGCAGUCUCCCCCGCAGGGCCACACUGGCAGCACCCCCAGCAGGGCUGUGUCUGUGGGGGGCAGCAUGGGGAAGGCCCAGGGCCAAGAGAGGGGGGAGCGGGGUGCCAUCAUCCCCCGCAGUGUGUCCAGCGACGGCCGCCCGCUGGACCCUAAGAGGUUCUCCCCUGGCUCUAACAGUAACUACGCCCUGGUGUCCCAGCAUGGCAGGAACUCUCCCAGCAGCCUCUCCUACUCCAGCGAUACUGGCUCUGGGAGUGGCUCCCACUGGAGACAGAAAUCCGUACCUGAGGGGUACGAAGUGAGGCAUUCCCCCCUGUCAGUGGACCGGCAGAGCAUCGGGGAGACGGGCAGCAGCGGCAAGUCCACGCCCAGCUGGCAGCACAACCAGGAGGCGGAUGUGGGCAGCGCAGGCUCGGAGAGGUCACCACUUGAGCCCUCCAGUCACCCCCCACCCUCCUCCAAGGGGCUGCCCCCCUACAGGGAGAGCACGAGUGGACCGCGCAUCCAGAGACAGGAACAGGUCAUCCACCUCUCUCCCAACAAGCACGGGCAGACGGAGGCUCCCUACUCCAGCCACUCCAGCAGUAACACCCUGUCCAGCAACGCCUCAAGCGCGCACAGCGAUGACAAGUGGUAUGAGAUAGGGGGCGGGGCCGGGGAACGGCCAGACUCUGAGCUCAAUGGCUUUGGGGGCUUCCUACAGGGAGCAUCAGCGGACAGCGGCAUCGACGCCACCUCGUACAGCGCAACCUCCCUUCCAGGGGGCAAAGACAAGGCCCCCUCGCCUUGGCAGAGUUGCGGAGAGGGGAGCAGGGAUCGCCACCCCCCUGCUGCAGAGUCCCCCGGCCCUCCAGGCCCUUCUGAGAGCCAUGCCAAGAGCCCCAGCACCUACCCUCCCAUGGCACAUGACAGCAGCACCCACAGCCUGAGUGACACGGCCUCCCACUCCAGCACCCUCAGCUCCAGGCACUCAGGCAGCCCUGUGGUGUUUGGCUCCAGCCGGAGCUCUCCGCGGGAGGACUCUCACCCAGCCACUUCCCCUUCCUCCCAGACCUCCCUUUCCCCCGGCCCCAAGACCUUCUACCCACGUCAGGGGGCCACCAGCAAGUACCUGAUCGGCUGGAGGAAGCCCGGGGGCACCAUCAACUCUGUGGAUUUCGGGGACACCAGAAAGCGUCACCAGAGUGAUGGUCCGGAGGGGGGUCAGGCUCAGCUGCGCCCCUCCAUUCGAGACCUGCGCUCCCCCCAGCGCCUCUGCAAAUCCACUGUAGAGGAGGACCUGAAGAAACUCAUCAGCCUCGACAGCCCUCCACCCAGCCUGAAAGACCAGCACAAGCCCUCUUUCCCCAGCUCUGCACCCUGCCGGCGCUCGCUCCACAGGACCCUGUCUGAUGAGAGUAUCUACAGCGGGCAGAGGGAGCCCACCUUCUCCUCCCUCCUGGGCCAGGCCCUGCCCAGCGAGGUCCUAUUUAGCAGCACGCGUCCCCUUGCCCCCAGCACGCUGCCCUCCCGACGGCCAUCCCACAUCCUGGGGGUUAAGAGCCUGCACGGGGAUCUGUCUGCCUCGGACACCUCUCUAUCGGAGCUCCACCGGGCCCAGCAGGACCCCGGGCUCAUGCCUCUGCCCAACACAGACGUGGACUCUGGCCUGGACUGGUCACACCUGGUGGAUGCUGCCAAAGCUUUCGAGGACCAGAGAGCCUUGUUAUUGAGAGGUAAUGAAGUGAACCCAGGUCGUGAGAGUGCUGCUACCAGCCCCCAGCAGCCAGAGAGCCAGCUCUCCCCGCAGUUCAGUCUCUGCUCCAGUGAGGUCCCUUCCAGCCUCACUGGGAAGGUCAGUCAGCUCGAAUCAAUAGUGAAACUACUUCAGGAAGACUUAAAGAAGGAAAAGGAAGACAAAGCCAUGCUGCAGAUGCAGGUGCAAAGCCUCCGAGAGGACAACCAGAGGCUGCAGGAGGAGUCUCAGAAUGCCUCGGCCAAGCUGAACAAAUUCACAGAGUGGGUGUUCAACACCAUCGACAUGAACUGAGCCUUGAGACUGACGAGCGAGACGGGAAGAGACACAGAGGGAACGAGGUGUCUCCCCAUGGCUGCCAGUGGUGGGGGGUGGGGGGUGCACAGGGGGUCUAGAACACUACGUACAUGCUUUCUGACAAUGGCUACCCAAACAAGAAUCUGGCUACUUUCGACUUGGCUGUGGAUGUGACUGCUGGAUCUGUAGUCAGCUUUUCAUGGUGCCUCUCUAAAUUAGUUAACUAAGGUCUCGUUCCUGGCUGGAAGGAAAAAUGUGGUCUACCUUUUUGAAAGAGACGGAUAUUGAUGCUCAGUGACUGGGCUGCGAUGGUUUGCUGUCUUGGUUCUCCACACAUUCCCUGAGUUGACACAGAAGAAAUACAUUCCGAGCCCAACCUCUGUUUCACAUUAAUUUCUUUAUGGGGUCCAUCUGUGAUUUAGGUUGUGGCUUUCAAUCACUGCCACACACACUGCAACCCUGAGCUCUCUAUCCCAAACCACCAAGCUACACAAUCCCACAAACUUCCACACUGCAGCCCAGCGCUUUCUUUGUUUCAUGAACCUCUUACUUUCCAUGCUCAGCAUCACAUCGGUCUUAAUGAUCCAAGUGCUUUUGUUCUCACUGGCAGCCAUUGGGCACUCCUUGUUAAGUUUUUACUCGAGAAUUAGGAAUAGUAAUUUUGUAUGAUUAUGUUUUUAAGAAAGAAAAAAAAAGACAAUUAAAUAAUUUUUUUUUCUGACGCAUAUCUCUUGAAAUGCUGCUGUGACAUUGUGACAAUGUAAAUCUUUCCAAGUUUAGAUUAUUUUGCUUCGGUACUUGGUGACGUGGCCAGUGCUCAACUGGCUUAUAUAUACAACUGAUAGUCUUUGUGAUUUUACUUAACUACAAAAUGCAAGGGUCCAGCACAGCUCUUGUCCUGAAUUUUUAGCAGUCCACAAACUGCAUCUAAUCAAAAUUGAGCUUGUGGUGGUGUAAUCAAAUCCUGCUCAUGAGAAGCAUGGGAUGCCAGCUCAACAGUCAAGACAUCUGGUUUUAAUAAAUUGUAUAUUGACACUACUCUUGUUCUCUUGCAAAAGUGUUUGGUUCUUCUUAUGUAUCUUUGAGAUCCCAGUACGCCUGCAAUGUCAUGCCUAUGGAAUCACUACAAAACAUAGAAAAGCAGUUUGAGAUCUAGAAGAGAGGCAGUCACAGGAUUUCUAGGAUCUCAAGGUUUUAUUUUUGCUAUCUGUAUAUUAUUUGAUGUUGCCGGUUUGGACUCUAAACUCUCUCUCACUCAUAUAUAUAUAUAUAUAUAUAUAUAUAUAUAUAUAUAUAUAUAUAUAUAUAUACUAUAUAUAUCAAAAUGUAUGUGUGUUUGUUAAAAAGUUAAUAAAAUUCCACACUGGAAAGGUAGUGAUAACCUUUUUAAAAGUAGUUUCCCCAAAUAACGUUUUUAUUGUAUUUAUUUCGUUGUUUUAAACUUAACAGCAUGUCCCACAAGUCAGGCCUCACUGGCAAUAUCAUAUAUUGCUGUGAUUUAGGGUGUUCUCUCUCAAAUUAAGUGGUCACAUGCUGACUAUCUGUACCACCCAUCAAUCAGUUCAUUCCUAAAUGAAAUAGACUCAUCCAAUAUUAACAGUUACGUCUGUGAUGUGAUUUGAAAUAGACUGCCCAAAUGAGUGUGAAUAGGUUGUUAUGAAGUGCAACAGCCUGCAAAUUACAUUGAGCAUCAACAACCGGUUAAUUCCAAAAAAAGUUUAAAACAUUUUGAAAGAUGUACAUUUCUAAUUUUACUAAAUUCUACUCUUUAGGGCUCUAAUAAGUGCAAUGUUUGGCGCACACUUACUUAUAUAUUA
This is a messenger RNA of Polyodon spathula (Mississippi paddlefish), 7834 nucleotides long. Its product is annotated as signal-induced proliferation-associated 1-like protein 1. NCBI's taxonomy places the organism in Eukaryota, Metazoa, Chordata, Actinopteri, Acipenseriformes, Polyodontidae. Gene Ontology annotation, molecular function: protein binding; GTPase activator activity. The record is from RefSeq and is a predicted model, not a curated record. The transcript has 23 exons. The coding region runs from base 753 to 6014 and encodes 1753 amino acids. Gene Ontology annotation, biological process: activation of GTPase activity; regulation of small GTPase mediated signal transduction. Gene Ontology annotation, cellular component: cytoplasm.